This is a messenger RNA of Talaromyces marneffei, 2181 nucleotides long. RefSeq lists its product as uncharacterized. The record is from RefSeq and is a predicted model, not a curated record. Bases 1 to 2181 code for a protein of 726 amino acids. The transcript is spliced from 4 exons. NCBI's taxonomy places the organism in Eukaryota, Fungi, Ascomycota, Eurotiomycetes, Eurotiales, Trichocomaceae.
AUGGUCCUAGAAAUGAUCCCAGAGGAACCAGAGGACGAGUACGUCGACUUGUUCAAUCUGCCAGAGGGGGAAGGAGCACCGCCCAAGCGUGCAGGUCUGCGCUCACGUUCAGGCCCUUCGAGGUUUUGGUUUGAGAAUGAUGCUGCUGCUGAGCGGCGACAGCAUAUAACUACAAUCGUCGACCGCCCCAUGGUCGUACAGGGCACUGGGGUGUCGAGAGCAUACCGCGCCGAGAUAACCCCCGUCGAAGAAGAACGAGCACGCCGCCGCCAUCGAUUCCAAAUUUUGCGAAUGGCAGAUGGCUCAGAAUUUGCUGUCCCUACUGCAUCUUCUAUUUAUGAGCGAGAGGGCCCAUGGGACUGGGCAGACACCUCGUUCCUGCCUCCACUUCCUAGCCCAUCACAACCAGAUGAUUCUUCCUGGGUUCAGCAGCCACUAGGUCAACAGGUUGCAGCCGAAAGGUCUUAUGUAUCCGACGAGGCCUUCAGUGCGAUAUCUGGGGCACGGAAUAUGCCCAUUUUUUCUCCCGAUAUGUACCCAGUAACCACACCCCUGAGCCAGCAAUUCAGAGAAUAUUCAGCGUCAGAUCCUGGCGCUCAAGAUGUUCCGGAAUGGCGUUCUGUUUCUGAUGUGCAAGAGCGUUCUGGGUCUUGGCAUGGAUCUCGUGGUACAAGCUUUGAAGUGUCCUCGCCUGCUGUUCUCGAGGAUGUGUCGUCUCAAGAUGUGUCGGCUCAGGAUGCUGUCACUCAAUCUUCACAUUAUGUUGUAACUAAUAACACACUAACUCGCCAAAUAACUCGACCUCCAGCUCUCACUAUCAAUACUGGAAAUGAUGAGAAACGUCGUCCUCUGACUGCUACUCCUACGAGUACUACACUUGGUCAAAAUGUAUCAGCUCCGGCUCACUUACUUGGUAUGGUCUUUUCGGGCAAAUAUUCUGACCUUCAAAUCGCACUAGACUCUGCAAGCAACACAUUCCAAUCCAGUACAUUCGCUGCCCACCGUGUCAUUGUUUCACAAAGUUCAGUUCUCAGUGAAAUAUUGGAGAGUAUGAUGAAAGCAGGUGCAGCUAUUAACCUCAUUGCAGCAAACGGUUUCUCUCUACCUCGUGGAUUUGAAUUUGCUUUGCAGCGUUAUUACGGUUUGGAGUUUAUUACCAAAGAGAAUGUGUACGAGUUCGCUCAAAUGGCUCUCGGCGAAGCCAGCGGCAGUUAUGGUCUAUCAUCUGACCAGCUGAAGAAAGCGGCUAUGGAACUUGUAUUAUGUUAUGGUUCUGCGGGUGCUUUUCUUAACCAGCCUGAGGUUGUUGAUGCGGCGUUCAAUCUGGUCUUGGAACUUUUCGACUGGAGCAAUCUCGAGACCGCUCUCCAAUUUGGGCUUUAUCCGGAAGACUAUUUGUUGGCUUAUGAAGGCAACAGCAACGGCAGUAGCAGCAGCAGCAGCAACAACAGCAACAGCAACAGCAACAGCAACAGCAACAGCAACAGCAACAGCAACAGCAACAGCAACAGCAACAGCAACAAGACGAAAGGGAAGAAAAAUCGACGCACAAAGCGGAUGGGAAAGGCCAGCAAGAUAAUCGUUUUUAACAACUUGAACGAUGAAGUUGUACACAAAUGGGGUCCCAGAAUCGCUUCGGCUGCCAUCAACUUUUUGGUUCUGAAUCUGCCAUCUGACUAUCACUUUGACCGCACGGGUUUAUCGAAAGACCUGCAAGAUCGUAUCCCUGCUUACCUACGUGGAGAAUACAGCGUCGUCAACCGCAACCCAAUGUUGGCAGGCUUAACCUUUGGCGAGCAUCCUGCCCCAACUCCGGAGGCACAUCAUGCAUCCGCUAUCCUUCUCGCUCUGCCAUUCACUUACUUCCGUGAAGCUGUUGGAGAGAUGCGUCUUCGCGAUGUCUUGACUGGGGAUAUCGUCAAAGCCAUCCUCCAGGAACGUGAGGUACGCCGUAUAAGUGCAUUGCAGGCACAUUCUCAACAAGUUGGUGUUGGGAGAGGUGACGUGGAACUUCUAAGGGAGCUUGGAUAUCGCGAGUUUGCCAUUCACGUACAGACAAUUGAACGCCCGCUAGGGUCUGACGUGGACGUCCUUCGCAAUGAGUACUCACUGCACCGUGAAUGGUGCGGCAUCCAAGCUGGUGGAGGCCUACAAUCUGUUAUUCGCAAGUUUGGAGAGUAA